ACACUCAGUUCCCCUUCCUUCCUGUGUCGUGAUAACAUCUGUUCACCCGAGAGCUGGUGGAGACCUCAGCUCUCAAAGUUGCAAAGCCGAGGCUGCCGUGGACGCUUUCUUGAGAUCUGACAAGCCCAAGGUGUUGUCAACAUGAGGCCAGCUCGAUUCCCGAUCGGAAUGAUUUUCAGCAUUUGUAUAAUUUGGAACAUUCCUGGAUGUCAUUCCAAGGGAAGAUCAAAUAAUCAGGAUAACGACAUUGAUAUUUGUGCUGAAAAACAUAUUUGCGAUGACUAUGCUGUAUGUCGACGGGUGCCAGCUCAUUACGUCUGUGCCUGUGGUGGAAACAAAAAAUCUGUGAAACCAAAACCCUGCCUAGAUGGCUGUGAUAAAAAAUACACUUGUGGAAACACCACUGGAUGUGAUUUGAGGAUAAUUGGUCACGUCUGCAUCUGUAAGGGAAAUGAAAAACUUGGAAAUACACAAGACUGCAUAAGACCACCUUGCCCUUCAGAACAGAUGCAUAUUAAAGAUCAUAAGUGUGAUAAGGGUGAUGACAAUCAAAAUGAAGAAACGGCCAAUUAUCCCUACUGUUUCAUCCUAACAUUGGCCUCUGGCAUCAAUAAGAAUUGUCAAAAUUAUAGCAACAGUGAUAGUCAAACUUCACUGCUGAACAUCGCAGAGUUUGUUAGCAACAUGAGCCACGGGGAGUCCAAAUGGUUCGACAUGAACAGCAAUCAGAGACUCAAGACCAUGACGCUACUCCUCAGCUCGCUCGAGAGCACUGUCAUGUUGACCGCGAUGCAGUUGAACACCACUGACUACAACCUGACAGCAACGAACAUAGAUGUCCAAAUUCAGAUUCUUCAGACCAUUGACGGAGCCACGACCUUAUCAGAUGAUGAGAAUAAGAUGGAAUUUCACUGGAAAAAAUACAGUCACGAAUUUGCAGCUGUUUCCUUCAUCACUUGCAGCAAAAUGGAAAUGCUUAUGGGAGACAGCAGUUUGGAAAUGAACAGUAAAAAGUACGGGACUGAAUAUUUGUGGCUGAACUCGAAGGUGCUAAUCGCCACGGUUACCAGCUCCAAGCAAACCCAACAAAACACCACUUUCACUAUCAAGAACAAAAUGGUCGAUGAGGUGGAUGAUUACACUGUCUGUGUGUACUGGAACACCCACAUCAAUGCCUGGUCCACCAGUGGCUGUUUCAAAUUGUCAUCGAAUCAGUCGUACACUGUCUGUCGCUGCACCCACUUCAGCAGCUUUGCCGUGCUGGUCGCUCUCUACAAGGUGGAGGGUCCUGCUCUAACCACCAUCACCUACAUCGGGAUCAUUACCUCACUGGUGUGCCUCACCAUCGCUAUCGUCACCUUCACGAUGUGCCGAGCGAUCCACAGCACACGCACCACCAUCCACACCCACCUGUGCCUGUGUCUGCUUGUGGCUCAACUGCUCUUCCUCGUUGGGAUCUCAGCAACUACCAACAAGGCUGUGUGCGCGGCCAUUGCUGGAAUCCUUCAUUACCUCUUCCUGGCAUGUUUUCUGUGGAUGCUUCUGGAAGGCAUCCAGCUUUACCUGAUGGUGGUCAAGGUUUUCUGGGUCCAGAGUCUCCGAGGGAAAUACACUCAGCCGAUCGCCUAUGGCAUCCCGGCUCUGAUCGUCAUUAUCUCAGCAGCAGCUAACCCAAGCGGGUACGGCACCAGAGAAUAUUGUUGGCUGUCGAUGGAAAAAGGGUUUCGAUGGAGCUUUGUGGGUCCCCUGUGUGCAAUCUGUUUGCCCUAA
Chiloscyllium plagiosum (whitespotted bambooshark) is the source of this 1770-nucleotide messenger RNA. Lineage: Eukaryota; Metazoa; Chordata; Chondrichthyes; Orectolobiformes; Hemiscylliidae. The record is from RefSeq and is a predicted model, not a curated record.